UAACGUAUCCGAAUAUACAUACGUCAACACGUCGGCAGCAGCGCCAGCGUCACUUCCGCGUUCGUCUCUAAUGGCAACCGAGUGACCUCGAGCCUGUAAGGAUGGACUCCCUUACAGAGGGGGAAAUCGCGCUGAUAGCGACGCUUCAGAGGGAUGCUGGCAUCCGAAGGCUCAGCCAUCACUUCCAGUGGUUCGAGUUUAGUGGUGACAGGCUCUCCUUCCAUCAGGCGUUUGUAUAUGAUGUUGCUAUGUUCAUCACAGAGCGAGGCUUCUCCUGGGCCAAUGUGAUCCGCUCAGCUGUGCUUGCCAAAGACAUCUUCCCACAGCUGCAUGAUUUCGACAUACCCAAGUUCUGGUCGCUGCUAAGAUGUGUGCUGUGUGAGCAUUUACCAAACCUGACGCCUGUACACCGACAUGUAUUAACCCAGUACCUGAUGGACACCUGCAUCUCCAGAAGGAGGUUGUUCCAGGUGGUGGUAGGUGGAGUGGUUGAGGAGUCUGUAGCUCAGAAACAUCUGGAGGUACAGCUGCCGCCCACCCCCUGCCCUUUAGCACAGGGUACUGAUCUCCAGGAGUGGGAGGCACAGUCUCAGCAACAAACAAGACUCGCUUCGUCCCUGCAGCAGAUUGAAGAAAAACUGAGAUCUCUCAGAGCCGGGCCACGGGUCACUCUAAGGGACAUUAGUGUCCCAUCAGACGGGGAACUGAACAAAGAGACCAUUAUGGAGUUGGUUCAAUCUGCAAUUAGAACCGCAGAAGGCCAGAUCCUGGGAAGUCUGAGUCAAGAGGCGUCCCUGCUCUCAGAUAUCCUUCAGCUCAAACUGCAGCAGGAGGCUUUGGCCACUGGGCGGCACCACAACACAGCUAGUUCUCAAAUGGCAGCAACAAAGGCAAAGAAGCAAAAACAGAAGGAAAGACUGAAAACGCAAAGCAGGAGCUGAUUCAAUAAAAAGAGAAACUAAUACCAA
Molecule: messenger RNA, 968 nt
Organism: Girardinichthys multiradiatus
Lineage: Eukaryota; Metazoa; Chordata; Actinopteri; Cyprinodontiformes; Goodeidae
Gene: c24h8orf74
Product: chromosome 24 C8orf74 homolog
Exons: 5
Coding region: 102-941 (279 amino acids)
Source: RefSeq, a predicted model, not a curated record